Acanthocheilonema viteae is the source of this 1008-nucleotide messenger RNA. The record is from the annotation of a GenBank genome assembly. Lineage: Eukaryota; Metazoa; Nematoda; Chromadorea; Rhabditida; Onchocercidae.
AUGACUGAAGCACUCUCUUUGAUGUACGGAAUCGAUUUGCCAGCACGAAGUAUUGUUGGUCUUCCAGCAGAGCAAGAAAGGACAUUAUUUCUUGUUGGUACCUUAUCGUUAAAGCAGGAUAAUCAGGUUUGUUUGUUGGAAGUCGAUGAUGACUGGCUUCAAAUCACCAAACGGUCAUUUAAUCAUCCUGCCGGUGAAAUUUGGUGUUUGUCAAGUUCACCCAUUGAUUCGAACAUUAUUGCUACAUGUUAUGUUGCUCAGCAUAUUGUGAUGGUGCACAUCGAAACAGCCUUGUAUAGAGCUGAAUUUCAUCCGAGUGGCAACAGAGUGGUCAUUGCCGUUAGUAAUUCUGCGUUAAUAGCUGAUGUAACCAACUCAUUAAAGAUAGAAAGUUCCACAUCGGUGGACAGUAAAGCACCAAUAAGCGCAUCAAUAUGGAAUCCUCAUUCAGACGGAAGUACUUUAGCAUUAGCUUAUGAUACAUUGGUGAAAGGCGUUGAUGUUCGUAGUCUUCAGGAAGCAUUCUGUAUUAAACAUGUAAAUUCACCUCGUGUCAGAAAUUUGGAUUUCAAUCCCAAUGUGCAGCACAUUGUAGCAACUUGCGGUGACGAUUUCAGAGUGGUGUUAUGGGAUAUGCGGAAAGUGGAUAUACCUUUGAAAGUUUUGCAAGAUCAUUCGCAUUGGGUAUGGUGUGUCAAAUUCAACCCCAUUCAUGAUCAGUUGUUGUUAUCAGCAGGUAGUGAUGCUAGAUUGUUUUUGAAUAGCUUGGAAUCUCUCAGUUCUGAAUCUAUCCAUUCUCUGGCAUUGGUACCGGAUGACAGCUAUUCUUUACCCGAAAAUGUUUUGGGUGAUGAACGUUUGGAAAAGAUGGAAGAACAUGAGGAGUCGGUAUACAGUUGUGCAUGGGCUAAUAAUGAUCCGUGGAUUUUCGCUUCAGUUUCUUUCGAUGGUAGAGUAAUCGUUUCAAAAGUAAAACGACAUCAUAAAUAUGCUAUAUUGCGAUUAUAG